AUGUGUGCCAAUUUCUAGUGUUGAGGUCUUUGACCUAUUUCAAAAUCCACAGAUUUCCCGACGUGUACACCUACAAAUUUCCUAAUAUUUGGCCAUGUGAGAUUCUUUCAAAUGUCACGUUCGGUCUUGUAGUCUCUUAAAGGUCAUUCUUAUACCCACACUUUCCAGGCCCAAACGUGAGGAUUGUGUAUUAAGAGUUAGUCCCACAUUGUUAAUGUGUGGAAAUAAAUUGUGAUAUAUAAGAUGAAAGGACUACUCCUCCCAUUACUAAUUGGUUUUGAGAUGGAAACUUAUUCAUUUUAUUCCUCAAAUUCUAACAGUCGUAAGUUUUUUUUUUUGUUUUUUAUGUUACGUGUUAGUUUAACCCAAAUACCAAAUAGGUGAACUGGUUUGAAUAUUUGGUGGUAGAUUAACAUAACUGGUGGACUGUUGUUAUUUGUCCGAACAGUUGUAACUUUCAAAAGCCAAUGAAAGAUCACAAACUUUGUGUAAAAUUUCAGUUAUAAUAAUGGCUGAUGAGGCUGAUCUUUUAACAUCAAGGUGGGUCCCAACCAUAUUAAAUUAAAUGGAAUCAUGAAGCCCUUUUUAAGAAAGAUAUAAAGACCAAAUUUUCUUCUAAGGUCUUUCUUUCCAUUAUUUUUAAUUUUGUUUUAGCUUACUCUCUAGAUUUCAUUGUGAUCAUCAUCACAUCAAACCUCUUCAUCUCUUUUUUGCUAAGCUCACUGGCUCCCUCCUUUCCUGGUCAUGGAGGACCAGGAGGAUAUCCCCAGUGGCUGGCCACUUGGGCUAGAGAUUAUGAAUGUGAGGCUCCAAGUGGAGAGAAGCUUAUCAUCAUCUACUGCAGUGGAACACUACACUAAUUUACAUGCACCCUCAACUAGUUUCUCUUCAUUUUCAUCUUCCAAUCUUGACACAGAGUCAACAGCUUCAUUUUUCCAAGAUCACAGUGUGUCACUAGGCCGGUUAAUUGGGAUUAGACCAGGUGAGAGAGGACGAGGACGGUUGUACUUUCCAAAUUCAAGUGGCUCAGAAGAGCAUGGUAGAGUAUCAAAAAGGGGUUCAAAUGAUGAGAUCUCAAAAGGGCAUGAACUCAAUUUAUGUCCAGCCAUUUGCAUACCAUUUUUGGUCUGUGCCUUAGUCAAAAGCAAGAACAACAAGGCAAAGAGUUAGUAGGUCUUGGUUUCUCAAAUACGUACAGAAGCAUUUUGGAUGUUUAUAAAGAUUGGAGUAAUAUUAAGAAUUUUCUAUACAAUAUAACUAUAUAAGGAUUACUUUCUCAUAACGUUAUAUUGAUUGUAACGUUAGGUCUUAAUUCCUACAUUAGUCAUAUUGAUUGUAACUAUUUGAAAUAUAAUUUGACUUAUAUAUUGUCCGAGAUUAGAUAACAAUUUUUCUAUUUUC
This is a messenger RNA of Cannabis sativa, 1401 nucleotides long. RefSeq lists its product as uncharacterized. The transcript is spliced from 3 exons. The record is from RefSeq and is a predicted model, not a curated record. The coding region runs from base 745 to 1170 and encodes 141 amino acids. Lineage: Eukaryota; Viridiplantae; Streptophyta; Magnoliopsida; Rosales; Cannabaceae.